AUGUUACUCAAGACCAACCCCCAUCCCAGACGCAAAUUUGGAACUGGAAUCCCACUUCGUAUCAAACUCGGCAGCCGGAAUCUAAUCUACAUCUCCUCGCCAUCAGCAAUCCUCGCCCUCUUCCGCCACAGUAAAGACCUGACUACCAUCCCCUCUAUCGUAAGACUCUUGCAGAACACCUUCGGAGCACCAAAAUCCAUUCGUAUGAUCCUGGAAAGAGAUAAUACCGGGCUUUCCCAAACACCAAUUGAUGGGAGUAAUCCGCUUGCGGAGAAGGACAGGUAUUGGUAUAACAUGCAUAGAGUUUUACAUACCAAUCUUCAAGGAACAUCUCUAGAAGAACUUUCGUCGAGAUUCAUCAAGAAUUUGGAAGGGGAGUUGGAGAAAUUGUGUGACGGGCUUGAAGGCAACUGGUUUGACUUUCCAGAUUUUUCUGAGCUUGUUAGGCGGGUUUGUUUCAAGGCUUCUGUGGUAGCACUUUGUGGCCCCCAUAUCUUCGACCUACUACCCAAUUUCGCGGACCUAUUCUGGGAUUUUGACGCGAAUAUUAUCGAUCUUAGCAAUGGCAAACCACGAUGGCUCAUCCCUAAUGGAUAUAGAGCGAGAGAUAGAUAUCUCGCCGCAGUCAAGAAGUGGAAUCUUUUCGCCAAGGAAAACGCGCGAGAUUGUGGGGAUGCCGAAUGGGAUGAGUUCUACGGUAGUAAAGUUAUGAGAGAGCGAGCUCAAGUACUUGGCAAAAUAGAGGGGUUCAGUGCAGAUAUGCUCGCAAGUCAAACUUCUGCGAUGAUCUGGGGGUAAGUAUCCCUUCCUCAAAUGAACUUGCCUUCUCAUGAACGAGCUCGGCUAACUAAAUUUCAAAUAGAGCGAGCGGCAAUAUUAUCCCCGCUAUCUCAUGGUGCCUAAUUGAAACCCUCACCCGACCCUCUCUCCUCACUUCCGUCCUCCAAGAAAUCACUCCCUCUUCAGCAGCCGAUAUACUCAACAUCUCUUCCCUCCUCUCUUCCCCCCUUCUCCAAUCCCUCUUCAGCGAGGUACUCCGCCUCCGCACCUCAGUAACUGUUCAACGCACCCCUCGAAGCGACUUCCAGCUCGGAUCCUACAAAAUCCCAAAGGGCUCAGUGAUGUUUUCGAGCAGCUGGCACGAACAAAGAGAUCCAACCAUAUGGAACGAAUCACCCACCCUACGCUCGCCCGUCCCCCAUCCGCUUACUGACUUCUGGGCCGAGAGAUUCUUGAUUUACGACGAUGAUCCAUAUUCCGGCCCUUCCUUACCCUCCACUACUACCUCUCCUACAUCCAAACCACCUUACGACACGACCAUGAAACCAAAAUUCACCAUCACCCCCGUAAGUGGCUCCUUCAUCCCCUUCGGCGGCGGUAAAAAGGUCUGUCCGGGUAGGUUCUACGCAAAGUACGAAGCCAUCUGUGGAAUGGCAUUAUUCCUUUCCAUGUAUGAGAUAGAAUUGGAUGUCAAGGCAGGAGAGGUGGAGAUGAAUAAAAAGUUCUUCUUCGGGGGGGUUAUGCCUUCUAAGAAUAAGAUCUCAGGGAGGAUGAGGAGACGUUUGUGA
Hymenoscyphus albidus is the source of this 1568-nucleotide messenger RNA. The record is from the annotation of a GenBank genome assembly. NCBI's taxonomy places the organism in Eukaryota, Fungi, Ascomycota, Leotiomycetes, Helotiales, Helotiaceae.